This is a messenger RNA of Paraphaeosphaeria sporulosa, 822 nucleotides long. RefSeq lists its product as uncharacterized. The record is from RefSeq and is a predicted model, not a curated record. Lineage: Eukaryota; Fungi; Ascomycota; Dothideomycetes; Pleosporales; Didymosphaeriaceae. The coding region runs from base 1 to 822 and encodes 273 amino acids. The transcript has a single exon.
AUGGCACCGGUUUCUGGAUUUCGUCCCUGCAGCACUUUGAGCGGAGUGGUAUACCCUACUCGAUGCUUUACGUACCGGUUUCCCACGGGGACUGGCUCUCAUUACUCUUCAUCGCUGCCAUAUUCAUUUGAUGAGACAAUUCCGAAGAUGACGAACCCAGCAAAAAUUUCCUCACGCCCAAAACAGACUGCUGGGUUUGGCAAGCGUCACAGGACAAAAGCACAUACGCACGCAUCAGUCCCCGGACGAGCGACGAACCUGCCAGAAACAGCAGCGAUGCAUCCUAACGCUACCGUGUUUAUAUCAUCAACCACGCUGGAAAAGACACAUCCAUCAUCAGCCUCGGACUCCUUGCACGGUGAUGACAAUCUGCCAUCCACGACUUCCAAACCAAUAGGAAGAUCUCCGGACUUGACAGAUCAGACCAGCAUGAAGAUCGGUCUCGCUUUCCUCGGCGCGAUGCUUCUCAUUAUAGUAUGGCUGUGGAUGGUCUUCUUCGGUCUACCAAAAUACCGCAGGUACUUAGGUCGCCGCGGAGCAUGCAAAGAGGCCGAACCAGUUCAAGGUCAAUGGUGGGACUGGGUCAAGGCUGACCGUGAGAAGCCCUGGAUCCCAGCAUGCAGUCGAAAUCCAGAAUUCUAUCAGGUGCGAAACUUGAGCAAGACCUCUUCAGCAGUGCUGGGAGAGGGUGCUGCAAUGUCCCCACUGCGAGCGUCUGAGGCGACGACGUUAGGCUCGUGGCCCAUCCAGAGUAUGCCUGAUCAAUUCGACUUUCUGAAACUCUCUACGGCGAUGUAUUUGUACAUAGAGGUGCACUGGUAA